CUGCAAGACUUUUGGAGGCCAGGAGGUGGGGGACGACCAUCCCCACCCUGGAGAGUUCAAGGGGCAGGUGCUGCUCUUUAACGCUGUUGCUCUAUCGAUGGCAGUGCAGGCUUUUCAACCUCGUCCCCAACCCUGUUUUCGGUGUCCGUUCGACUGGAUCGGAUACAGAGGAAAAUGCUACUAUUUUUCGGAGGCUGAGGGGAACUGGACAUCCAGCCAGGACAACUGCACGGCACUCGGUGCUUCCUUGGCCACGCUCAACGGUGUGGAGGACUUGAGCUUCGUGAUGAGGUAUAAAGGCAUCUCGGAGCAUUGGAUCGGCCUUUCGCGGGAUGACGAGGAGCAGCCGUGGAAAUGGGUGAAACGCUCACAUUUCUCUCACCUGUUUCGGAUCCGCAGCAGCGGCCUCUGCGCCUACCUGGACGACAACGGGCUCAGCUCCUCCCGCUGCAGCGCCGAGAGGAGCUGGGUUUGCAAUAAGCCUGAGCUGCAGAGCCCAGGCAAGGGCAACAGGACGAGACGGGCUCAAAACCUUUGCAUCAGCUCCUAA
Pelecanus crispus (Dalmatian pelican) is the source of this 550-nucleotide messenger RNA. NCBI's taxonomy places the organism in Eukaryota, Metazoa, Chordata, Aves, Pelecaniformes, Pelecanidae. The record is from RefSeq and is a predicted model, not a curated record.